UGAGCAGCUGUGUGUACACAUCACAGAGUGCAGCAGGGCCUACAGGCAGAGCUGCAGUGUGAGCAGCGAUGGGAGGAAUAUAACCAGCUUUAUUUAUAUACAUGUCAUCAGGUAUUCUCAAAAAAUGGAGGGAGGAAACUUUGGCUACUCCCAAGACUAUCUUGACCGCUUCAUCCAAAGCCAGGACUCAUCUGUGGUGAACAAGUUCCAGCAGAAGUACUGGAAAACCAAACAGACGCUCAUCAAGGUCACGGGGAAGAAAGAGGACGAACAUGUUGUGGCGUCAGACGCAGAUCUGGACGGCAAGCUGGAGGUCUUCCACUCCAUCCAGAGAACAUGCAUGGAGCUGCUGAAGGUCAUUGAGCAGUACCAGAGGAGGAUCUGCUUUCUUUCCCAGGAGGAGAACGAGCUGGGUCGUUUCCUGCGCUCCCAGGGCUCGCAGGAUAAAACCAGGGCUGGGAAGAUCAUGCAGGCCACCGGGAAAGCACUCUGCUUCUCCUCCCAACAGAGACUGGCUCUGAGGAGCCCUCUGUGCCGUUUGUACCAGGAGGUUGAAACGUUCCGCUACAGAGCGAUCUCAGACACGUGGCUGACGGUGAAUCGAAUGGAGCAGUCCAGGACUGAGUACCGCGGAGCGCUGCUUUGGAUGAAGGACGUAUCUCAGGAGCUGGAUCCAGACACUCAUAAACAGAUGGAGAAAUUCCGCAAGGUUCAGGCCCAGGUGCGCACAACCAAAACAAGCUUUGACAAACUGAAGAAUGAUGUCUGCCAGAAAGUCGACCUGCUGGGAGCCAGUCGCUGCAACCUCCUCUCUCACGUUUUAACCACAUACCAGACAACACUAUUGCACUUCUGGGAGAAGACAUCCCACACCAUGGCGGCCAUACACGAGAGCUUCAAGGGCUGUCAGCAUUACGAGUUCUCCACACUUAAGACCUUACAAGGCCCCAUGGACAAGCUGGCUAAGAAGAAGGGGAAGAAGAAAAGUAAAGCAGAGGCAAACGACGGGAAGAAAGCCGAGACCUCAGAGGACCAACUCAUCUCUCUAGUGAAUGACAACACCAGCGAUAAGACCACAGAAGAGUCAGAGGCAGAGAAGGACAGCAUGGCCUUACUGAAUGAGAUCCUGGGCAGCAUGUCUGUGGACGAGGGCGACUUCUCUCGAGAGUGGACGGAAGUGUUCGGAGACACCGAGGAGGGAGCGGGCGCGGCGUCAGGGAGACCGGCGGAGGCCCAGCAAAAGGAAAACUCCUUCUUUCUCCCAUCUCAGCUGUUGGACCAGAGCUUGAAUAAUCCACAGUCUUCCCUCUCAGAUUGGGCCGGGAUCAUUCCGGCGCCCGUCGCCCAGGCAACGGAGCACUCAUCUGGAGCCAAUCAGAACCCUUCUAAGCCAGCACUGAAAGAGAAUCCAGGGACGUCCAAAGACCUCUCAGCGUGGUUCAACCUGUUCGCUGACUUGGACCCCCUCUCCAAUCCUGAUGCAGUCGGCAGAAGCGACACAGAGCAUGAACUUCACAACGCAUAGUUCUUCCUCAGCGUCAUGGUUUAUCUGAAAUGGGUACCUUUGUUGGUGGGAACAGCAGACUGUAGCUGCCAGCGUGAUUAGAGAACAAUCAGAUCGACCACACACACAAUCGUCUUCUCUUUAGACUUCAGUUACAGUAGAUAUAGAGCUGAAACAAUUAGUCAGCUAAUCAAUAAGUCAAAAGGAAAAACAACCAGCAACUCUUUAUAAUAACCAUCAUUAAAAAAUGGUUAAUUGACAGUUAAUUAAACCUAAGUUAAAGGUCCAGUGUGUAGGAUUUAGAAGGAUAUGUUGGCAGAAAUAGAUUAUAAUACAAUAAGUAUGUUUUCUUUCGUGUAUAAUCUCCUUGUUGUGUUUUCGUUACCUUAGAAUGAGACGUUUAUAUCUACAUAGAGAGCGGGUCCUUGUCUACGGAGAUCACUGUGUUGCACCACCAUGUUUCUACAGUGGCCCAGAAUGGACACACUAACCUAACACUGGCUCUAGAUAGGGACAUUCACGUUUUCGCAUCUCCCACCGUAGUCAGCAGCCCCUCUGCGAUGAGCAGCAUCGGAAAAACACAUUUUUUAAAAACAUGAAGCUGCUUUACUCAGUGUUUUUACCGGUUUAAAUCACCUGGGGUCUCAUUUAUAAACACUGCGUACGCACAAAAUGAGGCCUGAAAUAAGCGUACGCCAUUUCCCACGCAAAAGUUGUGAUCUAUAAAAGCAGACUUGAUGGGAGAAACUUUGACCCGUGCUUACAAAUAUUUUGGAGACGGGAAAUUGGCGACGCAGAUGGUGAGGUUAAAGCCUGAUUGUAGAAACUGUCAAAUAUUUUUUUGGCGCACGUCAUUUUUGGCUUUUGUCCGUACGUUAAUUUCUAGUUAGAGCCUAUGCACUAUUUUAUAAAUGAGACCCCUGGUUCGUUUGUUUUGGAGAGGAAGAGACCUCCGGGGAAAAUUUAGCUCCCAGUAAAAACCACCUGAAUGUUUGGAUCUUAACUCAUCAGUGAAAAAAGUUGAGGAUUGAGAUCUAGGCUAGAGGCCCGUCUCCAACAUGCCAAAUAGCAUCUGAGAAACACAGAUUUGUAACGUGAAACUGCUUUAUUCAAACCAAUUAUUAACCAUUAAAAAAACUGUUAAUACAAUAUAUAAAAUGUUAUGUGUGCAACAAUAAACUGUUAAAAAACAAAAAAUGACAGCAUUACUAAUUAUCAUUUAGUUGUUCGUUAAAGGUUAAAUAAUUUAAUUUACCAUCAAUUUACUAUUUAUUAAUGACGGUUAUCAUUAAGUGUUGUCAAAUAUUGUGAUAAUUGAUCCGUUAUUUCAAUAUUUUUCAAGCAAAAAAGCCAAAUAUUUUAGAGGAUAUGCUGAUUUCUUUAUCAUAUAUGAUAGUAAACUGAAUAUCUUUAGGAUUUUGACUAUAAUAAUAUAAAUAAAUAAAAUAAUGUGAUGUAAAAUAAAUUAGAAUGGGCUUCAUCUUCAUCUGAUAGAGGUAACAGUUAACCGACUUAUGCCCAAAGACUAUAUUUAGUAUGAUAAGGAAAAAUAUUUGUCGUGAUUGGUGUAAAGUCUUAAAAAUUUGGUACAGACACACAUUGCGGAAAGAAAACGGUACAAUGUAGAAUUUUCUGGAUCAAAUAAAAAACUUGUGCUUUUAUCAAUAGUCAAAAUCAGGAUCACUGAGAAAAAAGUAUGUGUGCAUAUGUAUCCUUGAUAUCAACAGAUUCGUUCGUAGUUCAUAGAUAUCAACUACUUGAUUGUGCUCCUUGUCGUCUCUGAGAUACAGAGACACUUCAGGACACACUUCAGAAUUUCAUUUGCAGACACAAAUAGGUUAAUUAUCAUAAUAAAAUAAUCGAUGGCAGGAUCUUUUUCUUGUUAUAGCAAAAUAUAUAACUGUGGCGGUCCCUUAUUAUACUUUCAAAUAAGACAUGUUUGUUACUGCAAAAAACUCUGAAAUGUCAUUAUAACAAAAAAAAAAGUUAGUUGAACAAAAAGGGCUUGUACGUUUAAAUAAUUACAUACAGUACAUUUAAUAUCAUUACAGUAUGUUAUUAUAAUGAGAGAGAUAUCACUAUACCAAGUGAAAUGUUCCUGUUAUUACAAGAAAUGGAUCUGAUUGUUCUUUCUCAUGGUGGCAGUAUAGCGCUGCUGUAAAGAGUCCCACUAACAACUACCAGCUCUCGUCCUUUACAAGACGACCUUACUCAGCCUGUUGGCUCCUUCACUUGGGUUAAACACUUAGUGAUUUUUAGCGUGGAUACCUCAGUAUGAGUUUGGAACAACAAGCCUUCGACAUUAGCUGCCUUGGAAAACUGUAGUCUCUAGUAGCAUCCAUGCUUUAUUUCUGAUUCUCAUUACUGAAGGCUGCGAACAGGCAGAGCUGCACAACAGCAGAGAGAAACAUGACAAAGAUCACAGUGCAAUAGUUCGUGUGUUUACGAAAAUACUGGAACAUGAAGUUACAGAGAAAUAUCCAAAAAUAAAAUGUAUUUUUCUGCCAUUGAUCUACUGAAAACUCCAAGCCGGUUAAGUGAUCAGAAUUAUUGACAGCUAUUUGAAGAGGUGAACAAAAGUAAAGAGGUUAUGCUUUUAAAUUUGUUUGCCAAAUGCUGUAUUUGUGAUUCCCCUCUGAAUAUAUCCCACAACUUGUCAUUACAUAAAAAUACACAUAUCAGUCGUUCAUUACUGCAUGUUGCAUGCCUUGGUUUUAUGUUAUCCAGUAAAAGUGACUGAAUGAAAACUGUAUUUAUAUUCAUUUAUUUUUCAUCAUUUGGACACAUAUUUAUUUUGUUCAAUUAUUGGCGUUCAUGGGCACUAUAUGCAGUUUUCAUUGGAUUGUUUUCGGAGCCAAACUACCUGGAAGUACAAUCAUAAACUGAUUUUAACUACAAUGCUGCAUAAAUUAAAUAUAUAUAUAUAUAUAUCAGAGUAAAUGCCUUAAUCUAAUCACAAAUCAACAAUAUAGAACCUCAUCAUGAUUAUUGGAUUCGUGAAUUUAUUUUGUUGUAACGUAGCCUUGUGUCAUUUUUGAUGUUGGAGCCAUGUGACAUUUAAAAUCAUAACCAAAUACAUUGACUGCCUUACCUUGACUCCUGUUUGUACAUAAAUGUCAUGCUUGUGAAUACUGAUAUUACUCCUCUAUGUGUCUGUCUGUCUACGGCCUUUGAAAAACAACAUACAUACCAAUCCAAAAAGAGACUUUUUUUGUUUUCUUUAUUGAAAAAACACACACAAGAUCUACAUAAAAAUGCGUAAUACACAGGAGAACUGAAUCACCAUUGCCAAACAUGGCAACCAUUUUUUAACUGCACUGCACAAUGAGCUUGUGAAUAAAAUCAGAAUUAGUAUGAUUGAAACUCUUGGAGCUGCAAGCAGAAGAGAGUAUCUCAACUUAAUUUGUGUGGAAUGUGUUGCAUAUUGUUCAUACUUGUGAUUCUGUGCAAGUAAGUGGCUUGAUAGACCAAAGUUUUGGAAUGAAACAUUUACUAGUUCAAAGUUUACCUGGUCUACAUCAGUCAUGUUUUUUUGUUUUUUGUUUUUUGUUUUUUAAAUAUGUUCUGGUGUUAAACUUGUGCAGGUAACGUUAGGGCACAUCUGGUUGGAUCUCUAUAUUGAGCCAAACUGUGUUACACAAAAACUGUUAGUGUAGCGUUACUUCAAACAAAAAAAUCAAUUGCACACUCAAGUUCUGAUUGUUUUAACUUACAAGUUGGUCUAAAAUAAAAAUAGUGAUUAUCAUCUCACUUCCAAGUAAGUGCUUAGGCUUGGUCCAACGAUUAUCGCCUGUGUUUGAAACACUCUGAACCAGUGUUUGUAUGUAGCUGAAGUGUUUAUAAACCAAAUGCACAUAAACAUUCUGCUUCUGGCACAAAAACAGUGCCUCCUGCGUCCCAAGUACAUGACAGGCCUGUCAUCAUUCUGCAGUUUGCUUUGGUACAUAUUUAACAAAGGGGAGAAACAAACGACAUAUCUGUCAAUUUGUGAGGGUGUAGCUUAUGUAGCUAGUUCGGCUUACACGAGUAGUCACGGUUGACUAAAGCAACAGCGAUCUCUGGAAUGUGUCAUAGCACCUGAAACUCUAACCUGAAGAGGUUAACGCAAAAGUCACCUGUCACGAGCUGUGACACCAAUCGGUUGAUUCAGUCCGUUAUAAUCUCCCUCUCCAGGGGAAAAAAUAAAACAUUUCUGCAAAAGACUGGAAUGUCUUUCUGUAGAAGAAAGUCAUAAACACUGGGGAAAGGCAACAUAGUCCAAGCAAGUACAUUCCACAUGACCUGAGUUAUUGUUCUGUGUAGUGUGGGGCAAUAAAACAAGGCAAUGGGGGAGUUGUGUGCUUUGUGAUUGGUUAUUUGAUCGCUGAAAAACAGCUGAUAUUUUGCAUUUUCUGUGUUGAGCUAACCGAGUUUUAAUAGGGAUCAGACUAGAAUGCAGAUCUAGGUCUUGGCUUGUCGGCCUGUUGGGUGGAGCGUCAAGCAAACUGCUGGUUUCACAAAGACAUUGUGCUACAAAUACUUUAAAAUAAACAAAUAAAAAAAUAGGCCAUGGCCUGUAUCAUUCUGAGCCAUGUCUUAACAAGUGCAAACAUUGUGGUUAACGUGGGGCGAUGUAUUCUGACUGUGAGACAUUCUGAUAUGCUAAAUACAUAAACCGAGCAUUUCCAUCCUGUCAAAAAGCUUACGUGUAUGUACUUAAGAUGUUAGCUCGCUGAACACUGAACAGCUAAUAAGCUGGUUAGAUAACAUGAGUAGAAUGUGUUUCUCAUAGCUGUCUCUUGUGAAAGAUUUUUCCUUUUUAAUUUCAUCUUGAUAAACUGCCGGCACCUCGUGACACAAUCAUGUGAGCAGUCAUUUCUACCUUUUUUUUUUUUUU
This is a messenger RNA of Epinephelus moara (kelp grouper), 6380 nucleotides long. It is a transcript of the gene ica1, whose product is annotated as islet cell autoantigen 1. NCBI's taxonomy places the organism in Eukaryota, Metazoa, Chordata, Actinopteri, Perciformes, Serranidae. The coding region runs from base 125 to 1525 and encodes 466 amino acids. The transcript has 13 exons. Gene Ontology annotation, biological process: regulation of transport. Gene Ontology annotation, molecular function: protein domain specific binding. The record is from RefSeq and is a predicted model, not a curated record. Gene Ontology annotation, cellular component: Golgi apparatus.